Molecule: messenger RNA, 462 nt
Organism: Gongylonema pulchrum
Lineage: Eukaryota; Metazoa; Nematoda; Chromadorea; Rhabditida; Gongylonematidae
Source: the annotation of a GenBank genome assembly
UUUCUACCAGUCCAUCUUGUUGCUGGUUUCGAUGUUUACCUGUCCGAUAAUCCGGAUCUGCCAGACUCCCAGUGGACUUAUUUUCGACUAAACGCGCCUGAUACAUCUGAACGUGAUCAGUCCGGCAGCACUGGAGCGGUACAGUCACUUUCAUUACAAGACUUACUGCCUGGUCACACUUAUUACGUGCGAAUCAACGUGCGUAAAAGGGAUGGCGAAGUGGUACGAGCAUCCAGCAUUUACAGGUUUAAAACGAUGGAGCGUACGGAAUUACUGGAACGUCGUGAAGCGAAUACAUUAUCCUAUCGCUUGUUGGCGCCGGGUCGCGUUCAAAUCAUGUGGACUUAUCCAAGUUCAAUUGCGCCAUCUGUCACUGGCACAACAUUGGUUUACGCAGAAGAUCGUGAUUUACCGCUGGAGCGAUGGGAGCGAGUUGAUUUGGUUGAUCCACAGCAGAUUUGA